CUGAAUGAAUUGAAUCAAAUUUGACCUUAAAGCUUAAAAAAAGAUGUAAUUUCACUUUUUUUUCUUACGGAAGUAGAACUGUAGCAGCUGCAGCUCCUGUUGGGUUCUGUCUGCGACCUUUAACUCUACUGGAUGAGUAACAAAGCUAGAACUGGUCAACAGUCUGACUUGGCAAUCAUGCAGUGGAGUCUGAUUCUUCUCAUUCUGAUGGGUCAGUCUUGGUCCAUCACAAGUCAGCUCUAUGAGUAUAAAUACGUGACUACACAAAUGAGUUGGGAGGAAGCUCGGCUGCACUGCAUCCAACAUCACACUGACCUGGCCACAGUGACUAACAUGACUGACAUGAUGAGGCUCAGGAAGGCAGCAAACAACGUUCCACAAACGGGAGCGUGGAUCGGCCUGCAGCGACCUGAAAAAUCAACCAGGAAGUGGCACUGGUCUCUGCCUGGACUGGAGUUCAAUGAAACUAACUGGGGUUCUGGUGAAUCUAGCAAUGACAAUGAGUACUGUGGGGCCAUAAAGGACAACCUCGAAUGGGUGGAUCAUGGUUGUGGCACACCCAAACCUUUCAUCUGUUAUAACGAAAGUGACAAACCUGAGAGAUUUUACUUCAUUAAAGAACAAAGGAAGUGGUUUGAAGCUCAAAGGUUCUGCAGGACCAAUCACACUGACCUCGUCAGUGGACUGCAGCAGCUCCGAGAUGAAAAACUGAGAGGAAUCAUCGAUUCUAAUAGCAUCAAUACUCAUCAUUAUGUUUUCAUCGGUUUGUUCAGAGAUGCCUGGGAGUGGUCCGAUGGCAGCAGUUUCUCUUUCAGACACUGGGACGUAAACUAUAGUGAUAAUGCUAAAUAUGCCAUGUUAACUCAGACAGGAAAUUUAAGUACCAGCUCUUCUGAAAGCAAACCCUUCCUCUGUUAUGAAGAUCAUGUGAUCCUGAUCAAUGAGAGCAGGACCUGGGAGGAGGCCUUAUACUACUGCAGACAUCACCACCAUGACCUGGUCACCAUCACUAACCUGGAUGAUCAGAGAUGGGUUCAGGAGAAAACCAAGAAUGCUACAACUCCUUAUGUGUGGACGGGACUGCGCUACACCUGCACUCUGGGGUUCUGGUUCUGGGUCAGUGACGAGGUGGUCCGCUACAAGAACUGGGCCUCACCUGAACAGGUGAAUGAGUGUGACAUGUCAGGAGCCAUGGAGACAGGAGGAGAACACAAGUGGGUCAAGAUAAAUGAUGAGGAGAAGUUCAACUUUUUCUGUUCAAAGUGAAAAUAUGAUCACUGAUUACAUCAUUUCUAUAUUAUCUAUUUAUAUUUUUCUUAAAUGAAGAUGAUAUAUAUCAACAAUUAUAACCUUAUUCUUUUACCUGUUGGUGGUUGUUUUCAUCCUAACCUUUCCUUUUCAUUCAAUUUUUUUUGAAUUAUUAAUUCAUGUUUGGAUUUAAUUGGGUUGUGCGUCAUUUUGGUGAACUUUUUCUUUUUAUUUACUUAAUAAAAGGUACAAUUAAGCAGUUAAUGGCAUAUACUCAUACAGCAGUUUACUAUUUUCUAAGAAGGCUUUACUGUCACAGUCUGGUUCACGCCUCCACACAUACAUACACAAACACCCACACACAUACUGAUGACGUUGCCUAACACUGACGUCAAAGUAAAACCACCAGGACCAAUAUUGGGUUGAGUGUCUCACCCAGGAUUGCUUCAACUCAUCGGCGGGCAGAGCAAGAACCAAACGUGAUCUUCCAAUCGGUCAACCACUUCUCUGUAACACCGGUCAUUCCCUAUGUAUGGCAUUUUUAUUCUAGAUAGAUUUUUUUCACAAGAACAGUUCAUUAUCAUUAGCAGUGUUUUUUCUGUCUGUCUGAAAUGGUUCCACAUUUGACCCAAACAGAAGUGUCUUUGUUUUUCUACUGCUAUCUUUAGAAGUGGUAACAGCGAAUCAUUCUCCUCCAUCUGUACCAUCUGUACAUGUGAUUUGCAUGAUUAUUUUUGGCUUUAGUUUUAUGUUGUUUUUCUCCUCUGACACAGCUUUGCAUAAACCCAGAUCGUAGAACUGACACCAGAAAACAUUGGAUUGUAAUUGCUGUCCUAACAGAAAUGUCAUUUUGUUAAAGAAAAGCACAUGUAGUUAUGUGCAUUUAGAAAUUUACAGAUUCUUUACUGGUUUUCUAUUGUUUUUAAUUAACACUAUUUAAAUUCCCCUUCCAAAGAAAAACAUGUUUUUUUGAGUUUUUAACAUGUAUGUGGCAUUUUUCUUAUGAACAAGAAAAAAUGUAAUAAGAAAUUAUUUCACUUUUGCAUUUUUCCUUUUAAAUUUGUCAAUAAAACUGUGG
Oryzias melastigma (Indian medaka) is the source of this 2326-nucleotide messenger RNA. Its product is annotated as macrophage mannose receptor 1-like. The coding region runs from base 133 to 1266 and encodes 377 amino acids. The transcript has 4 exons. The record is from RefSeq and is a predicted model, not a curated record. Lineage: Eukaryota; Metazoa; Chordata; Actinopteri; Beloniformes; Adrianichthyidae.